AUGGUUAAAAUUACACAUUGUAUAUUUGACAUGGAUGGAUUGUUGUUAGAUACAGAACGUAUCUAUAGUGAAGUUGCAACUGAAAUGCUUUCUCGUUACAAUCAACCUUAUACUUGGAAACUUAAAUCACAAAUAAUGGGUCUUAAAGAAUAUGAUGCAGUUUCAUUAAUAAUCAAAGAAACUGGGAUUGAUAUGAGUAUAGAAGAUUUCUUGAAAGAACGAAACCAAAAACAGAUUGAAAAAUUUCCAUCUGCAAAACCAUUACCAGGAAGGCUUGUAAAACAUUUAAAAAGCAAUAAUAUACCAAUCGUGGUAGCAACAAGUUCUCAUAAGUACAAUUUUGAAAUAAAAGCUAAAAAUAAUCAAGAAUUGUUUUCAUUGUUUGAUAGCAUAACUUGUGGUGAUGAUCCAUUAAUAAAGCAUGGUAAACCAUCACCUGAUUUAUUCUUAUUAGCAUGUGAACGAUUAGGCAAUCCACCUGUAGAAAAUUGUUUAGUAUUUGAAGAUGCUAUCAAUGGUGUUAAAGCUGCUUUAAAUGCAGGGAUGCAUGAUAAGGAAGCUAUACUUAUCAAAUAUAUCUUACUCUCUGAAGUUAUUGCCAUUGUUUCUUUAAACAAUUCUUUGUAUUCUUCACCAUGUUGGUAA
This is a messenger RNA of Entrophospora sp. SA101, 645 nucleotides long. Lineage: Eukaryota; Fungi; Glomeromycota; Glomeromycetes; Entrophosporales; Entrophosporaceae. The record is from the annotation of a GenBank genome assembly.